Messenger RNA from Phasianus colchicus (ring-necked pheasant), 5217 nucleotides. RefSeq names its product FHF complex subunit HOOK interacting protein 1B (gene FHIP1B). Gene Ontology annotation, biological process: endosome to lysosome transport; early endosome to late endosome transport; endosome organization. NCBI's taxonomy places the organism in Eukaryota, Metazoa, Chordata, Aves, Galliformes, Phasianidae. Gene Ontology annotation, cellular component: FHF complex. The record is from RefSeq and is a predicted model, not a curated record.
GGCGGACCGGGGCGGUUCCCACCCGUUGUCGGUACGGCGGCUCCGCGGCCGUGCGGUGCGUCCGUCCCCGCGUCCGCCUCCUCUCCCUAUUGCCGUUGGUGGGGUCCGGGCCAUCCCGUGCGGUUCCCGACUCCCCCUUCCCCCGUUCCGUGCCGCGUGAGAUCGGGGCGGCCCGGUGCCGCCCGGUGCCACGUGGGCCGGCGGCCGUUCCCCACCCGCAGCGCUUCCUUCGCGUCUCCGGUCCGUGUUGGGUUCCUGCGGUGCCAUCGGCCCAAAUGGGGCCGUGGAGGAGCGUUGGGGCCGGUCGGGUUCGGUGCCGUCAGCCCCAUCUCGUGGCGCGGCGCCGCGUCCGUCCCGGUGCCGGCAGUGCUGUGGGAGCCGCUUUCUCCCUCUCUAACUUUAGCACCCGCAGCUGCGGUGCAACGGGAGCUCCUCGCCGCGUGGUAUAAAUACAUCUGCGUGCUGCCCAAAAUACACCGGGCGCGGUGACACCCCCGCCGUGCCGGGUUGGAACCGGUGCAGCUCCGCGGUGCUGCCGUGCCGGGGCUGUGGAGCUGCUCCGUGGCCCCGGGUUCCUCUGCUGCCUUCCCCUUUUGUGCUUUGGGGUUUCCUGAACGGCUGCUUUCAUGCCCGGCGGUGUCAGCCCUGUGCCUUCCUCCCACCCCUGCUCCCGCUGCUUCCAAAGCACAAAUGGGCGCAGGGUGUGUUUUGGGCACUGUGGGCCCAGGGGGGGCUCAGUGCUGACCCUGACUGCCACCCCGUGCCUCGCAGGGCUGUGCCGGCGCCCCCAGCCCCAGAUGAGGGACGGAGGAUCCCAGGGACGGGGAUUGGGCCCCACACCUUCAGUCCCAUGCGGGGUCUGUGGGUGCAGGCGCUGAGCACACGGGGAGCUGUGCAGGGUUGCUGGGCCACGGCUGCUUCCUGUGCCCAGCACAGCUCUCACGAUGCCCUCGGGUGGCCCCACGCUCAGCUCCUGGCUCAAAGUGCAGCUCUGGGUGUGGAGCAGCGCUGUGUCACAGCCCUCCUCCACUCCACGCUUCCUUGUCCGUCCCAGCUCCUGUCCUGCCCUGGCACCCAGCAGCCUCUCCUUCCUGGUGCCUCCAGCAGAGGCAGCUCUGGGACCCCCUUCCCUUGGUGCUGCUCAGAGCCCUCUCAUCCAUUGCCCUGCGCUGGGACGCGGUGGUGCUGCUGGGUUCCAGCUGUGCCCGUGAGGUCUCUCUCACAGGUGGGUGACGUCCCCUGCCCUCCUGGCUCUGCGGUUGCUCCUUCUGGCUCUGUCCCUCUGGGCUGUGCCAUGGGGGUGGCUGUGCACAAGGCCUGAUGGCCAGGCUCCAUGCCCAUCCCCAUAUCAGUGUGGCAGCAGCAUUUCCUUUGCCCUUGCCCUCACCCUCAUCUGUACCCGGGGUCAUGAUGUGUGACUCAUGGUGUGGGAGCUGUGGCUCUCAGUCCCUCCCCACGGAAGCACCCAUGGAGCGGUGCCACCCCCAGAGCUGCCUGCAGGAGGUUGGGUGCAGCAUGGGGCUGCGCUGAGGCAGGAGCAGUGGUGGGGAGGUGCUGGGGUGGUGCUGGGAUAGCACUGGCGUGGCGUCAGAAUGGUGCUGGGAUGUACAGGGGUGGUUGUAGGGUGGUGCUGGCAUAGUGCUGGAGGGGUGCUGAAAUGGUGCCUGGAUGGUUCUGGAGUGGUACCAGAACAGUGCUGGGGUGGUGCUGUGAUGGUGCCAGAUGGUGCUGGGAUGGUGCUGCUGCCCCUUCCCUGUGCUGAAUGCACUCCCCACAGCCCAGCAGCAUGGAGUGUGUGGCCCUGCUUGCUGCCCGCUGCCCCGUGCCUGCACGGCACCGCACAGCCAUUGGAUCGGGCCGGGCCUGCGGGGCAUCACAGCGCUGCCCCUGAGCCGUGCCCCUCCUGCGUCCCCAUGGAGAGGAUGAGCUGGCUGAGCAAACUGACCCCGCGCGGGGUUGGGCAGCGUGCUGCCCGUAGCGCCAGCCUGCAGAGCCCCGUCACCGCCGACCCCGAGACCUGCUUGAUGGUCUUCAAGAACCACUGGGCGCAGGUGCUGCGCAUCCUGGAGCGCCGCGGCUGCACCCCAGCCCCCGACGACCUGAGCGCAGUGCGGAACAACACCUACCAGCUGCUCAACCUGCUGGCCGAGGACCGGCCGCGCGGCGAGGCCAACGCGGGGCCCAUCCUGGAGUUUGUGGUAGCUGAAAAUCUGCUGGAGCGGCUGCUGGGCUGGCACCUGCAGGGCGACUUUGGCGAGGAGCGCAAGGUGGAGCAGCUGAAGCUGUAUGAGAUGCUCAUCAGCCAGGCCCGGCAGCCCCUCCUGCGGCACCGUGCCGUGCUCACGCCGCUGCUGCGCCUGCUCAGCCUCUGCGCCGAGCCCAGCUCCGCACCACUGGAGAACAGCCUGGUGCUGCUGCUCAACCAGCUCUGCGUCUCGGUGGCCAAAGAGCCCGCCAUCCUGGAGCUCUUCUUUCACAGCCACACCGACCAGGGUCCCGCCAACCUCAUCAUCUUCUCCCUCCUCAUCCCUUUCAUCCACCACGAGGGCGUGCUGGGGCAGCAGGCCCGCGAUGCGCUGCUGCUCAUCAUGGCCAUGUCAGCCAGCAACCACGCCGUCGCCAAGUCCAUCACCGACAAUUCCUACUUCUGCCCGGUCUUGGCCACGGGGCUGAGUGCGCUGUACUCCUCGCUGCCCCGCAAGAUCGAGGUGCGCGGGGACGACUGGCACUGCCUGCGCCGCGAGGACUGGAUCGGGGUCUCCUCCCUUGUGCUCUUCAUGAACUCAUUGGAAUUCUGUAACGCCGUCAUCCAGGUUGCCCACCCACUGGUGCAGAAGCAGUUGGUGGAUUACGUGCACAACGGGUUCCUGGUGCCCGUCAUGGGACCGGCACUGCACAAGACCUCCAUCGAGGAGAUGAUUGCCAGCACCGCCUACCUGGACCUGUUCCUGCGCAGCGUCAGUGAGACGGCUCUGCUGAAAACCUUCCUGCGCUUUGUGCUGCUGCACCGGCACGACAACACCACCAUCCUCGACACGCUUGUCAGCCGCAUCAACAGCAACUCGCGGCUCUGCAUGGUGUCCCUGAGCCUCUUCCGGACGCUGCUCAGUCUCAACUGUGAGGACGUGAUGCUGCAGCUGGUGCUUAGGUACCUGCUGCCCUGCAGCCACGUCAUGCUGAGCCAGAAGCGGGCGGUGCGGGACCUGGACAUCUAUGGCAAGACAGCCGCCAAGUUCCUCUCGCUCAUCCCACGCUGCUGCCGCCCUGAGAAUGUACCACUGCCAGAGCGGGACGAGGAGCACACGGCAUGGGCAAAGGGGCAGAGCAGCCCCAGCGUGGACGUGUCCUCAGCAGUGCCGGUGCCGCGGCCCUCCACGCCAUCACGUCUCGCUUUCUUCAUGAGGCAGCAGAGUGGCGGUCCAGAGGCAGCCGGCACAGCGCCGCGCUCCCCCGGCACACCAAGUGGCAGCCCUGCACACCGGGCUGCCCGCUGGGAGGAGGUGGCAGAGCUGGACAGGAACUACCUGGAGUACCUGCGUGAUGCGCGCCGCAGCAUCGACCGCUGUGCAUGGGCGUGCCGCGUCUGGUCAGCCCCCUAUGAUGGCGAGGAGCCUGCGGCCCCUGGAACCACCCCCGACGUGACCCCUCUGCCUGACAGCACCCCAGGGCCCCCCACCCCGCGGACUAAGAAGCGGGGGUUGCCUGAGGAGGGAGCAGGGAGGGCUCCCAGCCCCAGUGAGCCCCACGCUGUGGGGCCCAGCCCUGAUGCACGGGACUUGGGGGCACUGGUGAAUGGGGCGCAUGGGCACACGGAGCCAGGGCGGCCCGAGGGGGACGUGGUGGUGAAGAAAGUGCGCAGGAGUCCGCGAGGCGAGGGGCUGGCACACAACGGGGCCCGGGCGCAGGCUGCGGGCUGGGAGCCCCCACGCUCGGUGGACUCACUGCUGGAGGAGCUGCUGGCCAAGGCACCAGCUGAACCCAACGGGGCGGGUGUCAGUAUUGAGGCCUUCACCCAGGAGCUGCGAGAGAUUGAGGCCGAGAUGGAGAACGGGGCCAGGGCUGAGCCGCCUGCCGUGCCUGAGCCACUGCUGUCCCGUGAGGAGGAGGAGGCCUACGCCAGCUUUGCCACUCUGCCUGAGGGCGAGGAGGCACCGGGCCGUGUGCGGGCACUGGACCCGCUGGCACAGGCCGUGGCCAGCCCACCACGCACUGUAGGACCACCUCACAGCCAACCCUUCACAGGGCCCUUCAUGACGGUGCUCUUUGGUAAGCUGGAGAACAUGCUGCACAACUCCCUCUACGUGAACUUCCUGCUGACGGGGCUGGUGGCCCAGCUGGCCUGCUACCCACAGCCGCUGCUGCGCUCCUUCCUGCUCAACACCAACAUGGUCUUCCAGCCCAGCGUCAAAUCGUUGCUGCAGGUGCUUGGCUCGGUGAAGAACAAGAUCGAAAGCUUUGCUGCCAGUCAGGAGGACUUCCCCACGCUGCUCUUCAAGGCCAAGAAGUACCUGAUUGCUCGUGGCAAGCUGGACUGGGCUGAUGCACCAGGUGUCAUGCCGGCGCUGCGCCGCUCAGAGACGUUGGCCCGCAGCCGGAAACCGUCGCUGGGCGAGCUGAUCCUGCGGCACACCAACAGCCCGACGCGGGCACGGCAGGCGGCACAGCUGGCGCUGCAGCAGGUGCGGGACGGGCCGGUGCUGCAGGCGCUGGCGGGAGCCACGCUGUUCCGCGGCUCGGCCGAGAAGCAGAGCGAGGCGCUGCGGGUCAAGAACGCCGUGUACUGCGCCGUCAUCUUCAGCGAGUUCCUGAAGGAGCUGGCGGCCAUCGCCCAGGCGCACGCUGUCACCUCCCCCUUCCUCUCCGAGCCGCCCGAGGAGUGACCCUGGUGGCUGCUUUUUAACUGCGCGCGGGGCACGGACCUUUUUAAUUUAUUUGGGAUGAAUGUUCUGCCGGGAGCUGGCCCUGGGCGGCCGCGGGGAUACGUGGGGACGGCAGGGCCGGACGGUGCCACCUGGCGUGGGGCGGGCUGGCUCUGCCCCCUGCCGCCCCCGUGGCCCCAAUGUCACCCUCCACCCACCCGCUCCUCUCUAUGCAAUGCCCCGCUCCGUGGGGUGGCUGUGGGGCAGGGUGGGGGCGCGGGGCCGGGUGGUGCAUGGGGGGCCGGUGUGUCUGUGCUGUGUAUAAGCCCUUCUGUAAUAAAGGGUCUGGUUGAGGGCA